AUGCAUCUGAGUGCUGCACCGCGACAGCAUGCCAGCUCGUCCAGGGAUCCAGACCGCGGGCCUCCUUCGUCCUCGAAAGCUGGUGCUGGCAGCCCUACAAAGUCGGGCACGACCGAUGCUCCCAAGAAGAAGGAGAAGCGGAGAAUGAUAGAAUGGAAAUACACGACAGCACCUAUGAAUGCGCGUGAUCUCGCUCGUGACGAUGAUUUCAUCAGCCACAUGCUUGUCGAAUGUCUGGGGACUAUUGAACCCUUGUCCGUUCACAAAAUGGACGCCUCUCGUAAACUUCCGACUUGGGAACCCGAUGUUAUUCUCGCUAUCGUUCAAAAGUACGUUGUCAAUUCCCCACCGGGGCGUGGCGCUGUUGCCCCAUACGCACGCGUCAAACCAGCUGUCGAUAUCCUCCUGCAACUCCGGAAUGUUCAACGCUAUAUAUGGCACAAGUCACAAUAUCAGAUCAAUGCAUUUGCAACUCAUAUGUCUCGUUAUCUCGAACUCUACUUACCGGGCGGCUCCAUCGAAGUCGCGCAGACAUCUCGUUACUCGCACAAGACUGGAAAAUCGGAGCUUUGUGUGAUUGCGGUAAAACCACUCAAGCCAGGGCAAACGAUUACCGACUUGAAAGGCUCGAUGGCGGACUUGACCGCCGAAGAGGACGAAGAGCUCAAAGAGAUUCGAGGAGCGGGAGCGCGGCGAGACUUUUCGGUCAUUUUUAGUCAUUCAAGAAACGUCAAUCAUCUCUUCCUGGGUCCAGCGCGGUUUGUCAACCAUGAUUGCGAAAACAACUGCGAGUUAUUUCGAGACGGACGAUACAUUACAUUCAAAGUUCUCAGACCCAUAGCGGCAGGGGAGGAAAUCACCGCCCACUAUGGUGAAGACUACUUUGGCAAGAACAAUCGACGCUGUCUUUGCGCUACCUGCGAGCACAAGGGCAUUGGCGGGUACGCCAUCGAAUCCGACUGGUCGCUCCACUCUUCCGAAUCCGAGUCCAACGAACCCCCCGCUGCACCCCCACAAGACAAACCACCAAACGCCCAGAGGCGACGGCGGACCGAACUCGACAACCUCAAAGAGAACCUCACCGACCUGAUGAAAGCCCCCGUGCUGCCCGUCAGCGCAAGUGAGGAUAGCGAGGAUGACGAAAAGCGCAAACGGAAGAAACGAAAGGAGAAGAAGGAAAAGGAGCGGAAUAAAGAGACGAGUCGGACUCGUGAUCGAGAUGCGACGCCCUUGUGCUCCAUCGACCGCGCAGCUGCCGACUCCGUCUACGACUCGCAGCUAUCGAUCUACAUCAAGUGGGACUCCGAAAUUGACGAGGGCGGCGAUGAAGCGCGGCCGUCUGAAAAUGCCGACGAGGAGGAGAGUGACUCGGAUGCUGACGCGCCCAGACGAUCGACGCGAUCAAGAACGCGGACUACGACUGGCAAAGGCAAAGGGAAGUCCUCGGCGUCCACAUCAAAGAGUGCCGCAUCGAAUGACUCGGAUGCCGAUGAAUCGAGCAGCACCUCGAAUGAAUCUGAUUCGGACGACUCGGAGGAGACGACGUCUUCAGAGGAAGAGAGUCGUCGGGUAUAUGCGUUUCGACAGCGAAAGUUGCGGGAUAAGGCGAAUGCUUGGGCAUCCGCUCGACGGAAUGGGAACGCUGGUGGUUCUGGUCUUGGUCCAUCUGCAGCGACGUUGGCUGCUUCGAAAAAGGGCAAGACGUGCAUUAUCUGCAAGUGGAAUGAGCUCGAAACUAAAAACGAGUUGACCUGUGGAAGAUGCAAGCGACAUUUUAACAUCUAUGGCGCAGCGUGGCCGAGUCGUAUCAGCCCUACCAACCUGGUUAAUUCUAGCCGCGAGAACUCGCCAGGCCCCAACGACCACGUUCGCGAACGUCUAUCUCGCCAUCAUACUGCCGCCAACAGCCAUCCAAUGAACAAGGACCGACAAGACGACGACGGGAAACGUCCGCUCAAGCGGCGGAAGACAGAAGCUGACUUGGACCCGCACUCAGAACUCGCGCGUGCGGAGCGGUUCCUCGAACGGGAACGUGAGCGCCGAAAGGCCAAGGCUUCGGAUGAGAGUAGUGCAGAGGAGGCACCCAAGCGGAAAGUUGGUCGACCUAGAAAGCACCCGUUGCCCAAUCCAGUCUCUGCUGAUCAGCCUCCUGUCGUCAAGCGGGGGCGAGGCCGACCGCGCAAGUAUCCGCGACCCGAGGGCGCACAAGGCGCUUCACGUGCGCGAGAUGCUGAAGAUCGCUCUGAAGAAUCGUCUGCGGAGGAUAGUGAUGAUUUGACCUUUGAUUUUGGACACGCCUCGCGCGGGGCAUCUCCCUCUUCGACGGGCAUGCACGUCUCACCUUCACCAUCACCAUCACCUCCUCCGCCCCCGAAAUUAUACAGCUUCCAGCCGAACCCGGCCAUGUAUGCGGCCAAAAAACUACGAGGGCCCGUAAUGGUUCUCCGAGAAGAGAUUUCCGAUGUGGAAGAGGUGGAAGAGGACGAGUCGAAUACGAAUGCAAUGUCCCUCGAUGACGAGCCGCGGCCGUUUCUUGCAUGGAUGCCCCGCCGUGACCAUGAUGGUUCCAACCAGAACGAGGAAUUGCACCAUUUCGUUAGGAAGCGUUCGCCUACGUUGGGUUCCAAACGGCGCAGAGGCACCGAUACCGAUGGCGAAGACGAAAUUGAGCCUAUCCAGGGGCUCGUUCGUCGGAGCUUUGGAUUGUGGCGGUCCGGAAACCCGCAGAGCUUUGCAGUGGAACGAAGAAAGGUUGACCCUGCUACCGAUAUUGCAGAGGAACCCUUUUUCCCUAUCCAACAACCCUCGCGGGAGACUUGUUCUCCCGAAGGCACGCCGCCACCCAACACGCCUGUUCGGAAUCAACGAGAACCCCCAACGGCGUAUUCAAAGGAAAUGCUGUCCAAGCUCAGCUUAUAUCAACGUCCACGGACUCAAUCCGCAUCUACCCUCACAGCCCAACAAAGUCUUCAACGUCUCCCGCCAAAGGCCAGCUCGUUGUCACGGAUAGAACCAACUUCCAUUGUCAUCUCGCGCCUGCAGCAACCGACAUAUUUGGGUCCUCAGCGUAGUCACGUUCAUGUGACCCAAACCCAUGAUGAUGAUGCAUCGACCACCACGCAGCCUUCCAUCGUGGAGGAGGCGACUUGGACCAAAGCAAGACCAUGGAAGCGCCCAGAGUCACAAGAUCUGCCGCCUCAAACUGUGACGAACACUCGUCGGUCCAAGUCGAUUGUCAGCGUCCCGCUGUAUGACUCGGGAGAGGAAGAGGUCACGCUUUCCACGGCCGAAGUGGGACACCCUGACCUUACCGUGGCUCAUGAUAUUGAAUGGCGUGACGAUUUCGACGAAGAGGAGCGUCAAGUUGAGCUUGCUCUCAAUACGUUGACGGACCACUACUCAGAGGACGAUGGCGAAUUGGCAUCCGGCCAGCGCUUUGCGUCCAACUCUCACAUACCUUCAUCUACUAAGCAUCAAAUAAUCGCCCCGGCUGCUUCUAUAAACGAGCUUUCCAGAGGAUCUAAUGUGGAGGACCGGCUACCAAAGCAACGACGACGGGAGGAGGUAUGUUUCUAG
Molecule: messenger RNA, 3576 nt
Organism: Serendipita indica DSM 11827
Lineage: Eukaryota; Fungi; Basidiomycota; Agaricomycetes; Sebacinales; Serendipitaceae
Source: the annotation of a GenBank genome assembly